UGGUAUGCAUCUAAAAAAAAAUCUUUUUGAGUUUGCCGCACCAAGAUUUACAUGCUAAAUCGGCACAGGGUCUUAAGUUUUUCUCGGGUGACAGACAGUUCAAUGCAGGUAAUGUCGCGAAAACAUAACAUCUUAGCGGGCAGUGUCAGUCUGGGGUGCGUUUCGUUUGAUAAAACUUUGUGCAACGUUUUAUUCAACGGACACGAUACUGUACUAAGCGACUAUUUGAAGAACGAUGUGAUUAUGGUAGCCCAUGUGGAGAUUAUGUAUGGUGUGUGCUGCACGAGUUAUGUGAUUUCAAAUGGUUACACCCAUAUUGAUCAGGCCACACUACAACGUACCUAGCAAACUGUUGUAGAACAAUGCAGUUUUGGGGAGACGUGUCGUUCAGUACAAACAGUCACAAUGCAACAAACGUUGAAUCGAACUGAAUACGCCCCUGUUUUAAACCGGGCUGUCUACUUUGAGUUUGAAAGGCAGACGUUAUUUUUACCCCCUCAACCGUCGCGCUAGCUACUUUCCCUCGAGUUAUCACCGUCGAAACCGGAUGCAGUUAGAUUGCCCUCUUAAUUGGAGGUCCAAUUCACAAACGUUAUCCACCCCAGCCCUCGAUUUUACAACCAAUUUAGCUCGAGGGAGCAAGUAAAGAACUGUAAUCACUUGUGGGGUUGAUAUGACCCACAAUUCAAUGCAAACUAUAGUCACGUGUCAAACUCCGGUGUACAGGAAGUCUCAAAUGUAAUCAACAUGACUGCGUUUUCGGCAUGUCAGACAAAAUUACAAAACUAGCUUUAAAAAAAAACAUAUAUAUAUAUGUUAUAAACAUAUUAUUAAAAAAAAUAUAUAAACAUAUUUUUUGGAAUUCUGACAUUUAUUGGAAUAAAUGCCCAAACUAUAAAACUAGCUAGCUAGCUACCUGACAGUUACGUUAGUUUUAGCUAGCUAUGUUCGCUUGCUAGGUACAUUAAUACGUUUUUAAGCUCAAUAUUUCCACCAAGGAUGUUGGCUCUCCGAUCAUCACUCUCACUCGCUUGGGCAAGGGACAUAAGGUAUACUCGGAUUUGACGAUGUAAAACGUAAUUCGAGGGUUUAGGACCGAGGGUUGUCUAGUUUGGACUGCUGCCUAUAUAUGAUCAAAAUAGUCUAGGUGGGUUUCUCUCCUUGUCUCAUCUUUACAAUGAUUUUAAAAUACACAUUUACCCUGGGUAGAUGCCUACCUACAGUUUAUAUCAAAUCAAUGAAAUAAAGAUAGCUAGGAGACCAGAGUUACCUGACCUUUUUCACCCGCACUGGUCUGAAAGCGCAAUAUGUGGGCGUAUUCUAUGGGGAGAUUGUCUAGCCAAGCCAGCCCUAUUAAGUCGGUGCAGACGAAGAAAAUGAGAGGAAGCAAUGGACUUUAGACUUUUGGAAUGAUACACCCUCUGGUUAAAGUUUAUUUGGAGGCGUGCAGCUGUUAAACUUAUUCAUUUCUCUCUGUAAAAUCAGCACAGGACUACUCUAGUAAGUAAUGGAGAUUCCAGUAUUCACUGUUGAUGCGUUUACCAACUUACCUUUCAAAGGAAAUCCUGCAGCAGUUUGUCUGCUUUUACAUGAAUUGCAGGAUGAUAUGUACCAGAACAUUGCUGCUGAGAUGAACCUGUCAGAGACUGCCUUCAUCAUACGGCUGAAUUCAAAAGAUGACUUCAGCUCAGGAGCACGCUUCCGUUUGCGUUGGUUCACCCCCACCACUGAGGUUCCUCUGUGUGGCCAUGCCACCCUGGCUUCAGCUGCAGUACUGUUUUACAAAAAAAAAAAUGUCAACUCAACAGUGGUAUUUGAGACAUUGAGUGGAGAGCUGUAUGUGCGACAACAAGGGGAAUCUAUAGUGAUGGAUUUCCCCCUGAACAAACCUACUCCUGUGGCUGCUGUGGGAGACCAGCCAGUUCAAGAAGUGUGCCUCUGUGCCACCACCAAAAUGCUAAUGGUGCGCCUUCCUGACAGUUGUGACAGGUCAGUGCUCACGUCCCUGCAGCCAGACCCAGCAGUUCUGCUCCGUGUAGACACUGGCGGGAGGGUUAGGGGUCUGCUUGUCACCAUGAUCGGAGACCCUGGCUGUCUGUCUGGCUAUGACUUCUACUCCAGAAACUUCUUCCCCUGGUUCGGGGUUCCUGAGGACCCUGUGACUGGCUCUGCGCAUACUGUCCUUGCAGGCUACUGGUCAGAGAAACUUGGCAAGAAAAAGAUGCUGGCCUAUCAGUGCUCUAGCCGUGGUGGGGAGCUGGAGCUUGAGCUACAGGAUGAUGGCAGGCUCAAUAUCGCUGGCCAGGCGGUAACCGUCCUGCAGGGGAUUCUCACUGGGUAGAGACUAUACUGUUUACUCAGACCUAGCUAAAUGUACAACAGGAGCGUAGCAAUUAAAUUUUAAAAAACUCUGA
Messenger RNA from Salvelinus fontinalis (brook trout), 2414 nucleotides. RefSeq names its product phenazine biosynthesis-like domain-containing protein. Bases 1508 to 2341 code for a protein of 277 amino acids. The transcript is spliced from 8 exons. Gene Ontology annotation, biological process: biosynthetic process. Gene Ontology annotation, cellular component: cytoplasm. Gene Ontology annotation, molecular function: isomerase activity. The record is from RefSeq and is a predicted model, not a curated record. Lineage: Eukaryota; Metazoa; Chordata; Actinopteri; Salmoniformes; Salmonidae.